GCGGAGAAGCAGCGACCAUGCUGUGGAAACUAGUUGAGAAUGUCAAGUACGAAGAUAUUUACGAGGACCGCCACGACGGCGUCUCGAGCCACAGCUCGCGCCUGUCCCAGCUGGGUUCGGUCUCCCACGCCGGGCCCUACUCCAGCGCGCCGCCCCUCUCCCACGCCCCGUCGUCGGACUUCCAGCCUCCCUACUUCCCGCCGCCGUACCAGCCGCUCGCCCACUACCAGAGCCAGGACCCCUACUCCCACGUCGGCGACCCGUAUUCCCUGAACUCUCUGCACCAGAGCCAGCAGGGCGCAUGGGGGGCGCGGCAGCGGCAGGACGGGGAGCGGAUGGACAGCUCGUCUUUGCUGGCCCAGCCUCGGGCCUCGCUGCCGCAGUUGCCCGGGCUGGACCCGCGGCGGGACUACGGUGGGGUGAGGCGGCCCGACGUGCUGCUGCACGCCGCUCAUCCGGGACUGGAGCCCGGAAUGGGCGACGGACUGUUGCACGGACUACACGGCAUGGAGGAUGUGCAGACAAUUGACGACACCAACGGAACCAGCAUACUGGAUCAAUCUGUAAUUAAGAAAGUACCCAUGCCACACAAGAACAUCGGCUCGUUGAUGCUGGGCAAGGACGGCCUGAUCGGCGGAGUCAGCGUCAACAUCAACGAACUGUUCUGUUCGGUGCCGGGUCGGCUGUCCCUGCUCAGUUCCACCUCCAAAUACAAAGUGACCGUCGGGGAGGUGCAGAGGAGACUUUCGCCGCCCGAGUGCCUCAACGCAUCCUUAUUGGGGGGCGUGUUGAGAAGAGCAAAGUCCAAAAACGGUGGGAGAUGCCUGAGAGAAAAACUAGAGAAGAUUGGACUGAAUUUACCUGCUGGGAGGCGCAAGGCUGCCAAUGUCACGUUGCUGACGUCACUCGUAGAAGGCGAGGCCGUGCACCUUGCCCGGGACUUCGGCUACAUCUGCGAGACGGAGUUCCCCACCAAAGCCGUGAGCGAGUACCUCAACCGGCAGCACGCGGAUCCCAACGAGCUGCACACGCGGAAAAACAUGCUGCUGGCCACCAAACAGCUGUGUAAGGAGUUCACAGACCUGCUGGCCCAGGACAGGACUCCCCUGGGCAACUCGAGGCCCACCCCCAUCCUGGAGCCCGGCAUCCAGAGCUGCCUCUCUCACUUUUCCUUCAUCACGCACGGCUUCGGUUCGCCCGCCAUCUGCGCUGCGCUCACAGCUCUCCAAAACUACCUCACCGAGGCCCUCAAAGGACUCGACAAGAUGUUUCUCAACAAUCCUCCAAACCGGCACGGCGACAACAAGGCCGGCGAUAAAGACGAAAAGCAGCGGAAAUGAACCAGACGUUACAUUGUCACUUGCAGCUUUACGCUACUGAGACUGACGUGCCGCACGCAGGCCUGCAUGAGGACGAAGGGGACGAAGAACUCCAGACACACCGAAGGAUUGUUCACCUGCGUUACCUUCUUCCGCUGCCCCGGGGACAUGCUGGUGGCGGCGUUACAUCCAUUUUGCUCCCCGUGUCGGUUUCCAGACCGAGGUGCUGCGUGCAGCAGUAGACAUUGUGUGUGCGCUUGUGUUUGUCUUCACGCAACAAAAGCAAAAGCAUCGUGAGUACAAAGACAGGUAAUGAGAUAUCUAUCUGUGAAACAGAUAGGUUUGGUAACUACACACAAAUACAAGGUGAUGGGGGCUUAUUUAUGCGUGUACAUAUUUAUUUAUAUUAAUUUAAAAGGUUGAUUUUGUAAAUAGGUGCCAACUAUUUUGGAGUAGGCCUAUUUAUCUGUGAUCUGAUCUUUGUGAGUCGCCAGUGGGUGGGGGUGGGGACAGUAAGGACUCAUCCAGUGUUUUUCUGUUCUUAUAGAGCUGUUGUCAUGGUGCUGAUGAUCGGUAGACAUGCUUUGAAUUGUCCUGUGCUUUCAUUUCUAUCACAUUGAUAAUAAACCAUGUGUUUUAUUAUGAGAGGUAUGCCGAAGUUACCCUUCCUCCAUGAAAACGGGACACUUGUAACUGAAAAAGCAAAGCACAAUAUUCAUCACACCAGUCUA
Phycodurus eques (leafy seadragon) is the source of this 2050-nucleotide messenger RNA. It is a transcript of the gene tfap2b, whose product is annotated as transcription factor AP-2 beta. The transcript is spliced from 7 exons. Gene Ontology annotation, cellular component: nucleus. Gene Ontology annotation, biological process: regulation of cell population proliferation; regulation of transcription by RNA polymerase II; anatomical structure development. Bases 18 to 1340 code for a protein of 440 amino acids. The record is from RefSeq and is a predicted model, not a curated record. Lineage: Eukaryota; Metazoa; Chordata; Actinopteri; Syngnathiformes; Syngnathidae. Gene Ontology annotation, molecular function: DNA-binding transcription factor activity, RNA polymerase II-specific; RNA polymerase II transcription regulatory region sequence-specific DNA binding.